CAGGCGACCGCAGAAGGAAAUGGUCGAUCAGGGCAUGUAUACACCACCGGACGCGACCCACCAUUAGACCUUCGCAUGCAUCCCUCGAAGGACUUGGGUGGUGUCGGUCGCGGUCAUAACCCAGAACAGCUUUUCGCCAUGGCAUAUUCUUCAUGUUUCCUUGAGAGCCUGCAGAACUCGCUGUGUCGACAAGGAAAGGGGGACGCCGCUCCUGAUGUCAAGGUACACACAAGUGUAUAUAUGGGACACUAUACCGACUCGCCGCAAUUAGGCCUCAAAGUCCAUGUCACUAUCGAAGGAGUGGAGGACGACGAUGCUAUAAUCGAAGCGCAGAAGGUCAGUUCGUUAACUUUCCCACCUCCCUGA
This is a messenger RNA of Stereum hirsutum FP-91666 SS1, 366 nucleotides long. RefSeq lists its product as uncharacterized. The record is from RefSeq and is a predicted model, not a curated record. Gene Ontology annotation, biological process: response to oxidative stress. The annotation marks the transcript as partial. Lineage: Eukaryota; Fungi; Basidiomycota; Agaricomycetes; Russulales; Stereaceae. The transcript is spliced from 2 exons.